Messenger RNA from Amborella trichopoda, 2054 nucleotides. Its product is annotated as protein phosphatase 2C 51. Lineage: Eukaryota; Viridiplantae; Streptophyta; Magnoliopsida; Amborellales; Amborellaceae. The record is from RefSeq and is a predicted model, not a curated record. Gene Ontology annotation, molecular function: cation binding; protein serine/threonine phosphatase activity. Gene Ontology annotation, biological process: protein dephosphorylation.
AUGGACGGCGGCUUUGAAUCUGACCCACUUGCCGAAACCACCCAUUUUCCAGCCAUCCCCACUGCCGGAAUUUCCCUUUUUCCGGCCACGGCCACCUCCGACGAGGACUGUGCUCAUCCCUUGAGGACAGAUUCCAGCAGUUCCAUGUUUGGCUCUGAUGACAGCCGGAGCACCACCACAUCUGGCCGCACCACUGGUAGCUCCGGCUCCUGCACGGCGGACAGCGUCCCGUCAGAGACUGAGGCAGCCGCCGCCGUGGCCUCCCUCUCCGUUGAGGAUCUUAUGGUGGCGGAGUUCGACGCCGUUAGUAAGAGAGAUGACGUCGUCAGUUAUAGGUGUGAAAUCGUUGGUGACAGAUGUGACGUCGUCAAUGAUAGUCCUGACGCCGUUAGUGGAAGAGGUGACGUCGUCAGCGAACCAGUCAGUGAUCGAUGUUACGUCGUUGAGGGGAGAGAGGAGAGGGUUAGGGAGAGAUGUUUGGGAAAGGGGAGGGCGCUGGCCUGGGGGUCGACUUCUGUGAUAGGGGGGAGAAUGGAGAUGGAGGAUGCGUUUGCUGUGUUGACUGGUUUUCUCAGGGUGGCUUGUGAGGUGGUGGGCGGGUGCGCGGCGAUGGGGUCGAGGGACUCCUGUGAGCCAGCACCGCUUGGGUUCUUUGGGGUCUACGACGGCCAUGGCGGACCGCAGGUUGCCAACUUUUGUAGUGAGAGAAUGCACUCCGCCCUAGCGGAGGAGUGGGAAACGAGGAGCGGCCCCGCCUCUCCAUCAACCGAAGGCUGGCAAAAAUGGUGGGAGGGGGCUCUGUCGCGAUCAUUUCUAAGGGUGGACGGCGAGAUCACCGGCGCUGGAGACGAGGUGGCGGCCCUAUCCGCCGCCGCUGGGGCCGCGGAGCCAAUAGCACCGGAGAUAGUGGGGUCCACUGCGGUGGUGGUAGUGGUUUCAGGGUGUCAGAUCAUCGCGUCCAAUUGUGGCGACUCUCGUGCCGUUCUCUGCCGCGGAAAUCAGGCCAUCCCCCUCACCCUUGAUCACAAGCCUGAUCGAGAGGACGAGCUAGAGAGGAUCGAAGCGGCCGGUGGGAAAGUAAUAAACUGGAACGGCUCACGUGUUUUCGGAGUCCUCGCCAUGUCGAGAGCCAUAGGCGACAGGUAUCUAAGGCCGUCGAUAAUCCCGGACCCGGAGGUAAGCUUCACGCCGCGAACCGACGAGGACGAGUGUUUGGUUGUCGCCAGCGACGGCCUGUGGGACGUGGUCUCGAACGAGGAGGCUUGCCGGGAGGCUCGCCGCGUGCUGUCUCGGCCCAGCCGGGUGUUGCGUGAUGAAUCCGCGCCAACGCCAUCGCCAUCACCUGCUCAGGCUGCGGCCGAGCACUUGGCCAACCUUGCCAUGCACCGCCACAGCUCCGACAAUAUCACCAUUAUCGUCGUCGACCUCAAACAUAGAAGAAGGCGCCUGCCACAGAGAUAAAUAGUAGAUUUUCUCUCUUCUUUCUUCAUUCUCUUCCUACCGGAAUUUGCUGUAUAGAGUCUGAUGACGGGAUUUUAUCCCUCUCUCUAGCGAGCUGUUAAAAGAGAGAUUCCUGUCAUGGAACUUUCUCACUCUACCUGCUUGAAAUGACAUUCACUACAGCGACUGUCAAUUUCUCUUUCUCUGCUGUUUACAUCGAUUCUCUUUCUGCAAAUGCAAGAACUUUGCACGAGAAGAUAUUCAUUAGAGGGACUCUCUACAGCGGGAAUUGAGGUUUCAGACUGUAAGAUCGGGUCUCAUUAUCCUUGGAGAUCAUUUCUUACUAUCGCUGGAUUUAGUCCAGAGUUUUGGAAGUCGGAGGAUCUGUGUGGUUUUACGCCGUUCUCUUGAGUUUUUGUGGUAUAUAUAUAUGUGAAAUUGUAAGGCUUUUUAUACGGUUUUUGGAGGUGGAUCUUCUUCACUUUGAGAAGGAAGCUUUGUUUGCACAAGAUCUCCUUUGGUUUCAGGAGAUCGAAGACUGUAAUUCUUCACAAAAUGGAAAGCCAUCGCAAUGAAAAUAUUUAAGAACAGGUAUUUUCACAUUUCGUCGUUCA